UUUCCAUUUAAAUGGUCCUCAAAAUGACGGAAGACAGAUAUUAGCUGAAGAUGGAUCCUUGCUGUUGAAGAAUGUCACCAUGAUGGACUCAGGAAUGUACACCAUAGUGGCCCACUUUCCAGAUUCAGAAACAGAAAUAGGAUUUGGGCAACUUGAUGUAUAUGAUCAUCUGAGAUUGCCUAUUCUCCUAGCUAGCAGCUAUGGAGUCAGAGAGAAUAAAGAGGAUGUGGUCUUGACCUGCUACACACAUGGAAUGUCUGUCCAGUGGCUGUUCAAUGACAUGUAUCUGAAGUUCACAGACAGAAGGAAGCUGAGCGCAGAUGGCAGAAGAGUCACCAUAAGCCCAGUCACGAGGGAAGAUGCUGGGGUUUACAAGUGUAGAGCAUCAAACCCUACGAUGUGGGUGGAAAGUCAUCCCCUUUUCCUACAUGUGAUAUACUUUUGA
Messenger RNA from Phyllostomus discolor (pale spear-nosed bat), 445 nucleotides. RefSeq names its product carcinoembryonic antigen-related cell adhesion molecule 21-like. The transcript is spliced from 2 exons. The record is from RefSeq and is a predicted model, not a curated record. NCBI's taxonomy places the organism in Eukaryota, Metazoa, Chordata, Mammalia, Chiroptera, Phyllostomidae. The coding region runs from base 80 to 445 and encodes 121 amino acids.